GUGGCGGUGCUAGUGUAUAUGUGAAUCGACCCGUGCAGCCCCAUGAAAGCCCUAACCAAAGCUCUGCUCGUUUCAGUCCACCAUUGGUUCGUCAGCUCCCGACCCGAGCGCACACGAUUUUUCUUUCAUUCCGCUUCGUUUAUCCAUUCCAUUUGAUUUAUUAUUUUGGGUUGUUUUUUGUUUGUUUGAUUCUUUUUUGAUCAUUCACAAGUGUGUUGGCUUCGCGAGUUCUUUUCUUAUCUUCUCCUCUUUUACUCUUGUUUUGUAAAAACAAUUAACGUUCGAUUUCAUUGACCGUAAUCUUGUGGGUUUCUUGGGUUUGUUCACGCAACAACGGUUUCGUCAACAAAUAUUUCCCCCUACAGUUCCUCCCUCCCUCUGACUUGUCCUGUGAUGCAAUUCCGACGUGGACACAUCCGGAUCCAGUGAUUAAGAGCGUAAACAAUUUGGGUUUUGAGCCAGUGCGCCCGCGUGUGUUGUUCUGUGAGUGUUUUGUGUGGUGUGUCAACAUUUGAAUGCGUCAUUUCUUACCCCUACGAACUUCCGUUGGUUGCUAUUCGUGAGAGCAAUCAUUCCCCCCCCCCCCUUGAACUGAAGAAGCGACUCAUUGCCAAGAAACGAGUUUCGAAUUGAAGGUGAAAUUGGGCGCCCCCCACUACGAAAUAGUUUGGCUCAUUCUCUGUCCCGUCUCGAGACGCAUCGGUCCGUCAUCGUCUAGAAUUUUGCGCGUCUUUCGCCACUUGGAAGACGAUCCAUUUUGAACAGCAGCAACAAAUUACAAAAGUUAUUGUCUUUGCCGCGAAUGGAGGUCGAGCAACGGUUCCCAAGGAUGCAGCUGGUGAGAAAAGCCGCUGAACAGUACCAGCGACUUAUCAUGGAUUGCACUCGACCUACUCUGGCCAUCCACCAGCAGCAGACGGUCCGCGAUGCGAACGGAUCGACGACGAGUAUCCAGCAGAACAUCAAGCAGCGAGUCGCAGGAGGCAACGCCAGCAAGCACAGCAUAGUCAGCCUCAGGAAAUGGCGGCCGAGUAGGAACGGAUUCAAAUCAUCAUCUGGCGGCAUCUCGGCCAGUGCAACGACGACCUCAACAUCGACCACGCACAGCAAAGCGGAGAGCAACGGCAUCGACAAUCCAGCCGCUUCCGGACGUCCCACCUGUUACCACGGCGACAUGACAAUGUUGCAACUUCUCGCUUUCAAUGCGCUGGAUCUAUCGGCGCCGGCCACCGACGUCCUAUUGAAGAACCGGCGCUCGUCGUGGGUUCAGCUGUCCGGCCACCCCGGUUCGUUUGCUCCGGCCGGCCUGGGCACCCUGUGGAAGAAGCAAGGGGCCGACAACAACGAACAGGUUGUUUACGAGGCGCUCAUGAAGGACUCUGCCAGCGAUAUCGUUCCCAAGUAUUACCGCGACGUCAGCUACCAAGGCGAAAGCUUCAUUGAAAUGCAAGACUUGUUGCACGGCUUCACCGAUCCCAACGUCAUCGACAUCAAAAUGGGAACGCGGACAUUUCUCGAAUCGGAAGUGACCAACACAACAGCUCGAUCGGAUCUCUAUCAAAAGAUGGUGAAAGUCGACCCCAGUGCGCCGACCAAAGAGGAAAAUGAAUUGCAAGCCGUCACCAAGUUGCGCUACAUGACGUUCCGCGAACAGCAGAGUUCUUCUUGCAGUCUCGGAUUUCGCAUCGAAGCCAUUAAAUUCCAAGGAAAACCGCCCGUCAACGAUUUGAAAACGGUGCAGACCCGUGAAGCCGUCCAGUCGAUGCUAGAAGUGUUUGUCGGCCGGGGUCGUCCUAGUGUCAAAAAGGAGCUUAUCACUCGGCUGAAGCAUAUCAGACAAAAGUUUCAGGAAUCAUCUUAUUUCCAAACGCAUGAGGUUGUCGGCAGCAGUAUUCUGAUCAUUUACGACAGCCAACACGUUGGUGCCUGGGUGAUCGAUUUCGCCAAAACUCUUUCGCUGCCCGAUGGUCUGACCGUCACUCACCGUCAGCCCUGGCAACAGGGCAAUCACGAAGAGGGCUGGCUCACGGGUAUCGAUAACCUCAUUCGGGAUAUCGAGGCCCUUUAUUGUGAUGCCAAUGCAAAAGAGACGCAAUUGAAACGAUAAAUUCGGUUUGAAGAAAUUUACCAAUUUGGAUGGAAUGAAAGACAACAAAAGUUAUUUUGCAACGAAAUUCUUUCUCCAUUAUUUUUCUCUAUUUUCCCUUUUUUGUAUUCCUUUUUUGUAUUCCUUUUUUUUAAUUAUUAGUUUUCAGUUUUGUUUGAUUCUGCUCCCCCCGCCCUCCCUGAUUUGUUCCGUACAAGCUCUUUUAACGGUUAUGUAAAUUGCGUUUGAAUGGAUCAUGUCUUGAUGAUUGCCAAUGAUUGCGCGCGUGCAUGAGUGAGUGCUUGAAAAAUUUAGGAUCCAAAUUUGGAAAUUUUUGAUUCUCCCUGCGUGUUAUUUUUUUUUUUUUUUUUUUUUUUUUUUGGCCUAGAGGUUUUUUGGAAUCACCUUAAAUAUCCCACACGACCUGUAUUUUUUUACGUGUCUCCUACCAUUGCGUGUGUGAUUUGUUUCCUCUUAUCUCUCUCUUGUAUAUCGCUUGUGCCUCGAGACGUCCUUUUCUCGCCGUAACACACCUCAAGUUUAUCGCCAAGGACCAAAAAACAAAGAAAGAACAGAAGAAAAAAAAACGAAAAGAAUCGAAACCAACAAAAAAAUUACUAACAAAGAAAAAAAAAUUCAAUAUCCAACAAUCAUAGUCCAAAUAACUACUACGAAAACAAAAAAAUAUGUUGGAAUAUCUAUUUCUAUUACAGUGGAAUAUUUUGUGUUCCACAUUUUCGUGUUGUAUUUCUCCCACCUCACGAAUGGUGUCCAUCCGAGAGACGUGGCUAUUCCUCUUUUUUUUUCCUUUUUUUAGUUUGUGUUUUUUUUUGUUUUGCGCGCGGCUUUAGUGUCAUGAGUGGAAUUGGAUUGACGACGUUGACAAAUAAAAAAGAAAUUUCAGAAAAUGUU
Molecule: messenger RNA, 2998 nt
Organism: Daphnia pulicaria
Lineage: Eukaryota; Metazoa; Arthropoda; Branchiopoda; Diplostraca; Daphniidae
Gene: IP3K1
Product: inositol-trisphosphate 3-kinase homolog
Exons: 8
Coding region: 803-2107 (434 amino acids)
Biological process (GO): inositol phosphate biosynthetic process
Cellular component (GO): cytoplasm; nucleus
Molecular function (GO): inositol-1,4,5-trisphosphate 3-kinase activity; inositol tetrakisphosphate kinase activity
Source: RefSeq, a predicted model, not a curated record